GAGUUGAAGUUAGCAACAAGCAUUGGCGUGGCAACUGGUCGCAUAUUCUGUGGUGUUUACGGACAGAAGGACAACCGCAUGGAGUACUGCAUUCUCGGAGCCACUGUCAAUCUGAGUGCGCGCCUCAUGGGCUUCUCUGCGAAGGACAUCCUCUGUGAUCAAGCCACUUAUGACUCGGCUAAAGACGUCGUUGAGUUUGAAAUCUGGCCUCCCAUCCAACUCAAAGGUUAUAUAUUUUAA
This is a messenger RNA of Sphaeroforma arctica JP610, 240 nucleotides long. RefSeq lists its product as hypothetical. Gene Ontology annotation, biological process: intracellular signal transduction; cyclic nucleotide biosynthetic process. The record is from RefSeq and is a predicted model, not a curated record. The transcript has 2 exons. The annotation marks the transcript as partial. Lineage: Eukaryota; Ichthyosporea; Ichthyophonida.